GACGGGUGAGUCUGCCACACGCCGCCUCGGUCGCGAAUUGAAGAAAGUCGCUCCAACGAUCAUCCCUCUCCGUUUCCAUAAUCUCCUGCCGUCGAGAUGAUAAUACCACAACAGAAUCUAGAAUUCCCCCCUCUUACAUACUCAUUGCUGCCUCCGUGAAACGACGCUCGGCCGUAGAUACAUACAUACUACCAACGAUACGCUGUACGAUACGACCAUGCCUUUUUCCAAGUGAGCCGACAAACGCUGUAGCUUUAGAGCACGAUACCCACCCACAUUGAGAGCGAGACAAUAGAACCACAUCUGAACUGCCCAGAUCUCGAUUCUAGCGACCAAAAGUGUAGAUACAACCAAGAGUCAGCAGUCAAGUUGCGACAGAGGCGGUUGAGUGUUCUGGCUGGUCCGCGAAACAACCCGCACAUUCACAAGUUGCGCAUUCGACGCCAUGGCCGAUCAUCAACCAUACGUUACUAUACGCUCGCGGAGACCUGUCGAAGGUCCAGGUUCAAGAAGCACUGGCCCUCCUAUGGCCGCAUCUAGUGGGGGAGAUUACUAUGCCAGGUCUGCAACUCAUGACACAAGCCGUACUAGUUUUCAUGUCAAACACAUCGGCCAAUUCGCACAAAGACUUGAAGAUGUCAGUCUCUAUUAUCCGUCACAAGAACAGUCUCUAAACUCUUCUCCAGUCCGCCGCCCGCGCUUUUCCUAAUCGUGGGAGGUCCUCAGCCAGAUACAGCAAAGUGCAAGCAUUGUUAUUACACUGGAACUCGGAUGAUCUAUUCGUUAUUCCUGAAUUGGAAGACCUUGAAAAGUGUUUGAGUGAGGACUAUGGCUUUAACACUGACAUAUUUGCCAUCCCUUCAGAGAACUCCCAUCUGGAGUUGAUGAUGCGCAUAGGGCAACUGAUCAAAGAUCAUGAGUCCCAGGAUACAUUGUUUGUUGUCUACUACGGUGGGCAUGCCAGAAUCGACGAGUCCCGGCAAAGUACCUGGUGUGCUACCCGUGAAGCGAAUUCGCCAUGGCUUCAGUGGUCUGCAAUUCAGACUCUACUCGAACGCUCACUAUCAGAUGUUCUCAUUCUGUUAGAUUGCUGCGCUGGGGCUGCAAGUGCAACUUUUCCCAGCGGAGCCAGUAUCACUGAGACCAUCUCAGCUUCGAGCUGGGACGCCAUUGCACCUGAUCCCGGACGUUACUCUUUCACCAAUGCCCUUAUUGAAGUGCUUCAGGAGUGGCGUGCCCGAGCCUUCUCCGCUGCUAUGCUCCACGCCGAGGUUCUUGCUCGAUUAAAACAUCCUCGACCCAUCACCAUCAAUGGCAAAUACUUUGAGGCCCGAUCGACCCCUGUGCAUUUCAUGAUGACUUCCAACCACAAAGCGCCAAGCAUCGAAAUGUCUCGGAUGUCUCGCGGCGAUAACUUGCCAUCUCCUGAGUUACUGCCGAUACCAGCGAUGGUCCAUGAGACUGGCCGAGCGGCUGAUUCUACCACGCCUGUCUCACGGAAUGACUACAUGUUUACUGAACCCAACGAAGAUACUCCUCAUGUCAUGAUCUCUUUGGCGUUGGAGGAUGACCAGCGGCUUGAUAUCAACGCAUGGGAGCAAUGGCUUGGCGCCUUCCCUGCUAUGGCCAAAUAUGUCAAGGUUCAGGGUGUUUUCAAGAGUCACUCAACAAUGCUCCUUGUCUCCAUGCCGGUCUCUAUCUGGGACUUGCUGCCAGAAGACCAUGCAACAUCGUUCGUUGCUUUUAUCAGAUCGAAUAACUUGAUGACUCAGAAGCCCCGAAACCAAUCGGUGCCGACCUUGGUUCCCGCAAACCGUUAUCCGGUUGAAAAUGACAGCGCAUCGUUCAUUUCUGGUGUUUCGGGUACAACCUUUGUACCUACAGAACUUACGGGGUUGACUGGCCAGAUGGGAGCUUUUCGGGAUCCUGCGUACGGCAGGCAAACCGGACCUGUGGCCAGGAGUACUCUCCCGCCUAUUCAGCAGCUCUCGCCCUUACAUAUGCCAUCACAGCCCGGAUCACCGCCUCAGAGCUUACCGCAGCGAUCCAUGAGACCGAUGCAUUCCACAACAUCUCUUACCACACUACAGAGGCAACAGUCGUCGUCAUCUUUGGGGGGUAGUGGAAACCUGACGAGACAGAUGAUUAUGAAUCAACAGCAAGCUCUCCGACGUACCACUUUUGGCUCUGAUGUUCCAGAACCCAAGAAGUUCUCCCCUCAUGUGGAGAAACGUCUAGAGGAAUACUACCAGACUGAGCCAUUGCCCAACGAUGGCCAGAAAGCGUUUUUCGCCUCAAACCUGGGAGUAGAACCGUGGCAUGUUGAAGUCUGGUUCCAUCAUCGGAGAGAGAGGGAUGCGUUUUCCCAACGAUUCGCAGCCCUGAGAGUCGAAGAUUCGAAAGCCGGUGCUCACGAAGGGCCCCGCAUGAUCUUGCCAGCGAAUCUAAGUGAACUUUUGGACAUAUCUUUACCAGGUCAGAGUCUUUUACUCGAUCUUCGGUCAUCGACGGAAUUCCAGAGGUCGCACAUCAAGGGUGCAAUCCAUUUGCGUGCUCCUCAAUCCUUCCUACGCCCAGCUUCUCUAGAUAUGAUUGAGCGGGCCUUCCCCGACGCACAAAGUCGGAGGACAUUCUCACGCUGGCAGCAAGCGAGAUGUAUUGUAUUCUACUCACGUGGGCUUGAGUACCCCUGGGAGUGCCCCUCGGCCGAUACUCUGCUGGAGAAGCUCUGGGCAUGUGGCUGGCACGGACGAUGCUUCAUUUUGAAAGGACAUUAUCGAGAGUUCAGUGACUCAUUCGGCAAACACGUAUACCGCGCUCAAGACAGCGAUGCCGAGAAAGGGCCUCCCAAGGAAGCACCUAUCAGUGAAGGCAUGCCAAGCAAUGAGAGGGAGCUUGCUGCCCUUUUCGCACGAUUGGAAACAGAGGAUCAGACACGUCACCUCAGUUCAUCUCCUGGGCAUAACGAGGAGCGAACCACAGCACUAGUAGAACAAGAAAAGGCCCUUGAGAGUGAGUUUCAAAAUCAUUUCCCUGCACUCUUCAAGAAGGCACAAGACGUUCACGGUGUUGGACGAUCUGAUGACGAAACCUUUGUCACCAAGGCGCAAAUGGUAGAGUACCUGGAUCGCGGCUUGACCAAAAUUCGAGAUGGCCAAGCUUCCCAAGCAGAAGCCACUGUUUAUGAGCCAGGUCAUUCGAAAUUGGCAGCCGACAGUUACUUUGACCGGACAAAUGUAAAUCGAGAGUCGGACGAGUACGUCGAAGUUCCUCGUGGAGACGAAGCAGCAUCAGAUGGGAGUCCGCAAAUGACAAGCAAGGGUAAGGAAAUAAGGGCAGUGUCAUCCCCAGACGAGAUAACUCGAAGAGGGCGAGGAGGCGGACUUUUGAAUAAGGUGUUCCGAAGGACAUAGUCAAGGGCAUACGGGUUAUGAUUUACGUAUCAUGCAUAGAUCGAUCUCGAAUCAGAUCUGGGAGUUCAUUCUGGAGGGAUAAUAGAGCAAUAGAGGUGGGAGUUUAUAUCUAGUCCUCGUGAUAACGAGACAUAAAACCAAAGGCUUCCAGCUGUCUUUUUAUUCUGCUUCUUAAGUUACAGCUGGAUGAAAUCAUCAAGGACGUUGAUGUUUGUUUACAUCGUGGCUUUCACCAGCAAAUGGUCGUCAUUCUAUUCAUUGUCAACCUGAACAUCGACAGACAACAUCAAAGGACAACUCUCGCAUACCUACUCAUCAAACUCAGCUAGUCGUCGUUCAAUGACGACCGCCAGAACCUCACUGUUCCUCUUCUUAGUCUCCUCCAUUUUGGCUUUCAUCAUUUAAAAAAACCAUCCUGUUCACUAAGUGUGCCCACGCGUUACAGUGUAUGCCCG
Molecule: messenger RNA, 3868 nt
Organism: Fusarium odoratissimum NRRL 54006
Lineage: Eukaryota; Fungi; Ascomycota; Sordariomycetes; Hypocreales; Nectriaceae
Exons: 4
Coding region: 885-3413 (842 amino acids)
Molecular function (GO): DNA binding
Source: RefSeq, a predicted model, not a curated record